AGUUAUCAGAAUAAUUUUAGGGGGCGCGAAACCAAAGAGCAAAUACUGUUGUCGUUUAUCUUUGGAGCUGCAUGUCCAUGUAAACGUUUAAAAAAGGCUAGUUCUUUUGGGCUUUUUUCUGUGUUUUUAUUCGCCAUGUGUGAAAAGAUCAAGAAGGUGAACAGCUGGCUCAGCACGGUGUUUGGAGAUCAGCCGGUGCCACAGUUCGAGGUCAACACCAGGACAGUGGACAUCCUGUACCAGCUGGCUCAGUCCAGUGAAGCCCGAUGCAGUGACACAGCUCUCCUCAUAGAAGACGUCAAACAGAAGGCAUCCGAGUAUCAGGCUGACGGUGCACAUCUCCAGGAUGUUCUUCUACAAGGUGUUGACCUGUCCUGUGCAAGCUUGUCAAAGCCUGCUGCUGACUACCUGUCUGCUUUAGUGGACAACGCAAUGGUGCUUGGAGUGAGAGACACAGCAAUGAGCAGCUUCAUGCCAGCAGUGAACAACCUCACCAGUGAACUUCUGGAGGCAGAGAAGUCAAACAGAAAACUUGAGAGGGAACUCAGGGCCCUCAGAAAGAGACUUGCUGCCACUCUGGUGCUGAGGAGCAGCUUACAAGAGGAUAUCAACAAAACUGUGAAAGCUCAGGCAGUGGAGAGCGCCAAAGCAGAGGAGAGACUACUCAACAUGGAUUUUGUGACGACAAAGGCUAAAGAGCUCAGCCACAGACGGGAGAGGGCAGAGGCUCAACUUGUAUCCAGGAACAUGGACAAGUCUAUCACCCACCAGGCUAUUGUGCAGCUCUCUGAGGAAGUCACCACACUGAAACAAGAAAUAAUCCCCUUGAAAAAGAAACUGGAGCCGUACAUGGACCUCAGCCCAAGCCCAUCUCUUGCUCAAGUGAAAAUAGAAGAAGCAAAAAGAGAAUUGGCUGCACUUGAUUCCCAGCUUGAGAUGAAAGUGGAUUUCAAGUGAGAAUCUUUUGUAAUGAAAAAAGCUGUACCUUUUCUGUGUUUGAAAACUAAUAAAAUUAAUAGUUUCCAUGUC
Lates calcarifer (barramundi perch) is the source of this 1029-nucleotide messenger RNA. RefSeq names its product HAUS augmin-like complex, subunit 1 (gene haus1). The coding region runs from base 136 to 957 and encodes 273 amino acids. Gene Ontology annotation, biological process: centrosome cycle; spindle assembly. The transcript is spliced from 9 exons. NCBI's taxonomy places the organism in Eukaryota, Metazoa, Chordata, Actinopteri, Centropomidae. The record is from RefSeq and is a predicted model, not a curated record. Gene Ontology annotation, cellular component: HAUS complex; cytosol.